AAUUCAUAUGUAUAUAAUAUUAUUGGCGUUGCAAAUAAAUAAAAUAAGAAUAAAGCAUCAUUUUGGGUUCAUCUUGAAGUCUUUUGUUCCCAUUUUUAUAAAAAUUAAAUUUCCUGUGAAAGUUUGGAGGUGUUGUGUUCGUAAAUUUUGUAAAUUUCCAUUUAUGCGAUAAUAUAAUCUACGUAAAAGUAGACACACACUACUUGCUUUAAGUAUUUCUUAAUUAAUUAUGCAAAUGGCGUUCAUAAAGCUUCUUCGAAACUGAUUGGGACCAGAGAUUUUUCUGGUAGAGAAAAUUGCAAUAAUUUAAUAGAAUAAAUCAAAAAAAAUUUAAUUAUAACGUUUAAUAGCAAUUCAGUAAUAAUAAGCGGUGAGCGUGUAUUACGCUAGUGCUCUAAAUUGUAAUUUAUUUAUGCUUUAAAGUUCAGAACACGUUGUCCAUAAGAAAAGUUAAUUAAAUAGUUAAAUAAAACAUAAUACGAAAUGGUUAUAUAUUGCCAAAAGGAAAAUCAAGAAGUAGAGAAAGAUAAAGAGUAAAAAAUUUGUGCAUGUGCAAAUAAGCUAAUUAGAAGUAAUGGGUGAAAAUAUAAAAAGAAAGACAUGUUAUCUUUUUUAUUUUAUUCACUAAAAAAGUAAGGAAGAAAAUAAUAGUAUUAAUGAAGAUAUACAUUUCUAACAGUCUUUGCAGUCAAUUCAGUCCAUAAACAAGAGAGAUUGCCGAGACCGUAAUAUACAAGGCUACAGAUAAUACUUCUAUCGUUUUAUGUUUUCUGCCAUAAAUUCGUCAACAAAUCGAGAAAACAAGACAAGAAACAAUCAAAAACUACAUCAACCAACCACACCCCUCGACUUGUUUGAAGUGAUUGUUUACAGUAUAAAAAAUGAUGUAUAACAAAAAAUAUACCAGAAACUAUAAAAUACCCUCAAAUUUCAAAGUAAAUUUGCACGCGCACUGAAAUUCGCAGUAAAUUUAUAAAGACAGGUCAUGUCCUUGAAGUAUUAAGUAAGGUUUCAGAAAUCGUAGAAAGCAAAACCAAACACCUUUUCAACCACUACUCAGAAUUCUUCAUGUGAUAGCCUUAAGAGGAAGUGAUGUCGUGCAAGCCUUUUAUUGUGCUAUAAAGAUCGUAAAUCUUACAAUUAUUUGUAGAGUAUUCUUCCCUUAUUAUAUAUUCCUGUCCACUUUGAUUUAAGUUGCAGUGAAUACAUUUACAAUAUGUUUGUGGUAAGGUACACAUUUCAGCAACAUCCUCAAAGUCGUAGCUGUGUUCGUCAUCAACACUCAUAUUUACAACAUUGCAUUUGGGCGUGUUGUUGUUUGUUGUUGCUGGUCUACAUAUGUCUGCCAAUGCUUUGUUGUACAUCUCUAUUAACAUUUGCUGCCGCUGCGGAUACACAGUCAAAAGGUAACGCAGCAUCAACGUCUGCAACACAUCACCAUUAUAGUAUCGAUACGGGUGCUAAUUACUUUUUUCCCGCUCUUGAUGAUUUUUUAAAGCACUCUGUGAUAAAACCGCAAAUACAUCACCCUAAACAUAAAAGAUCCAUUCAUAGUACACUAGAUGCGGAUGGCCAGCAUUUGCCUCAUAUAGUAUUAACAUAUAAUCAUCAAGGUCAACACAUACUGAUGGACCUGAAACGCAACGAUAAUUUACUGCCCGAUAAGCAUUUUUUACGUUAUCAAAACUCAAAUUCCACGCAAGGUCGUAACGUUGUCGUUGUGAAAAACUUUACAAAGACUGAAAUUGCAUUAUGUCACUAUCAGGGCUCCAUACGCGAUAAACCCCAAAGUUACGUUGCCGUCUCUACAUGUAAUGGUGGCAUAAAUGGAAUCGUUUUCGAUGGCAUUGACACGUAUUUCAUACACUCGGGCAAUGAUGGACAGUUACACGAUCAACAUUUAUUAUUUCGUCAAAGCGAUUUGUUAAAUAAAAAUACUUCGUGUGGUUACGAUCACGAUCAUUAUGAUGAAAAGCAGGCAUUUCUAAAGAACGCUGCUGGUAACGUUGAUGCAAUGACACUAAAUCGAAUUGAUGGCCCAGAAUUUAAUCGCAUACUGAGAUACAAACGUUCCUAUGAUGACAGCCAUGUAAUACGUGGCCCAUUUAAUUCCAAUAAACACUCCUCGUAUGUUGAGCUGGUUAUUGUUGUUGAUAAUAAAGCUUAUAAGUCCUUCGGUGAAAAUAUGAAGAAAGUGCAUCAACAUUGUAAAGAUUUGGCUAACAUAAUAAAUGCGUUGUAUGUCCCUUUAAAUAUAUUUAUCGCUUUGGUGGGUGUGGUAAUAUGGAAUGAGUCGAACGAAAUUGAAAUUACGCCAGAUGCCGAUGUUACUUUAAGAAAUUUUCUUAUCUAUCGACGCACGAAAUUAGUAUUGGAGCAUGCUAACGACAACGCGCAACUUCUCACAAAGGUGAAAUUCGAAAAGGGUGUGGUGGGAAAAGCUCUUAAAGGACCCAUAUGUACUCACGAAUAUUCCGGUAGCGUAUCUAUGGAACACAGUCAAAUAGUAGCCGUAGUUGCUACAACUAUGGCACAUGAAUUAGGCCAUAAUUUUGGCAUGGAACAUGAUUCACCUGAUUGUAAGUGCCAAGAUGAAAAGUGCAUUAUGUCGGCCAGCAGCACCUCGGUUGUUCCCGUUCAUUGGAGUUCUUGCAGCAUUGAUCAACUAAAUAUUGCUUUUUCGCGUGGCAUGAAUUAUUGUCUGCGGAAUAAACCUCACAAACUAUUCGAUUCACCACAAUGUGGUAACGGUUUCGUAGAGCCAGGCGAACAAUGUGACUGCGGCUUACCUGCUUAUUGUGAAAAUACCUGUUGUGAUCCCCAUAAAUGCAUGUUGCAUGGCAAUGCCUCUUGUGCGACAGGGGAGUGCUGUGAUUUGACCACAUGUCGACCAAAAAUAGCUAGUACUCUCUGUCGUAAUGCGGACAAUGAAUGUGAUUUGCCGGAAUAUUGCACUGGCGAAUCGGAAUAUUGUCCAAUAGAUGUAUUCAAACGUGACACUGAAGAAUGCGAUAACGGGCAAGCAUACUGUUAUGAAGGCAAUUGUCGUUCGCACUCACAUCAAUGUCGUAUACUUUGGGGUCCAACCGGAGAAAAUUCGGAGCCUUGCUAUCUGCAAAUGAAUACUGAAGGCAAACGUGGCGGUAAUUGCGGUUUCAAUCGUUUAAAUAACACUUAUAUACCUUGCGAAAAGGAACAUGUAGCAUGCGGCAUGUUGCAUUGUCGCCAUUUAAAUGAGCGCCUGGAAUUUGGUAUGGAGUCUGCUGCUGUAUUGUCUCAUUCGUUUAUAACUCACGACAGUAAUAUAGUGCCGUGCCGAACGGCUUUAGUAGACUUAGGCUUACAAAGCACUGAUCCUGGUUUAGCUCCGAAUGGAGCCAAAUGUGGUGACCAAAAAAUGUGUGUAGAUCAGAAAUGUUUAACCAUCGAGUACCUACGCUCCACUGGUAUGGGAAAAUCCUGUCCCCAAAACUGCAAUGCGAACGGAGUAUGCAACAGCCGAGGUAAUUGCCAUUGUAACGUGGGUUUUACGGGUUUAACCUGCAUGAUGCCGGGUCAUGGAGGAUCUGUGGACAGUGGACCUGCAACUAAUCCAAAUAGUCACGAAGCCUUCCAGCGUUUUAUGUACAUUUUCUUCUUUGCUGUUAUACCUUUUCUUGCUGCCUUCUGUUUUAUUAUGUACUAUUGCCGCAACCAUACAUUGUUUAUAGGGGGCAAAUUAGCCGAGAAUAUUAUUAAGACAGCCAGUAAUAGACAAGCUCCCAGCCGUACUAAUCCUAACGUUAGUAGCAGUCAUCAAAUUGCUAACGCCUUACCAAAAUCUACACCCAGCAGUACGGAUGACAUGAAUUCGGCUUUGUUAAAAUCGCCGAGUGAUUCCAGUGACGCUUUAGGAAAUGGUAUGUUCGGUAAAUUUAAAGGCUUUACUCUGAGGCCAUUAAAUGAUGCAGCAACGCUAAGUGGUAAUUUUAAUGGUUCUAAUGUGGCCUAUGUUCAACCGACUCUUCAAGAUAACAGUGUUUUAGGGAUACCACAAAGAGCAGCACCGCUACAGCCAGCUAAGCAAAACGAUUCUAAAUCGAGUGGUACCUUGUCAAAUAAAACUCCUGCAUUGGCAGCUUCACAAAUAGGAGGGGUGGCUCCUGCCUUGCCGCCUCCUAAUCCGAGACCAAAUACAAGACCGAUUAUCUCGAUGCCGGUGUUAGAAAAUUCCACUUUAAAUUUACCCUUAAAAUCUGUGAAUAUCGCGAACGAUUUGCAACCUAAUCGUCCAGCGCCCACAACACCACCGCAGCCUCAAGUUCCUGCACAAUCUUCAGGUAGUUUAAAGCCAGCACCACCGCCACCAGUACCAUUGCACGCCGAUCCCAAACUGAAUAUACGUCGUGAUGGCACCAUCAGGCGCAUAGCAUCGUUUCUUAAAAAAGACGAUAAGGUAGUUGUUAAAGAGAAGGCUUACAUUAAUCGCGAAAAGUUAAGAAAUUUGGAGAUAUCAGCACCUAUACCAGUUUCAAAUAAAAUUCCACCCCAUGGCGAAUCAUCCAAUUCAGACUCUGAAGCUACUUUAACACCAAAAGAACAAGAAACCAAAAACUUGGUUAAACGGGCUCAAUCCAUGAGAUCUCCUAAUAAGAAAGCCUUACAAACUUUUGGUUCCAUGCGGCAACCCAGUGCAGGACGACCAAAAAGUGCCGUAUCCUCACAAGCUUCGCUAAACUCUUUAACAGUUAGACCAAAAAGUCCACCACCCCGUCCACCCCCCCUUAAAAAGACCAGUUCAACCACCUCGUCCGGUUAUCAACUGCCGGUAGCCAGCAAUCAACGCCCUGCUGAAGAACAUGCUUACGACGAUUGUGAAGUAAUGAAAGACCCCUUAAAAUUGGCAGGUAAUACACUGCAUUUAAAAAGUCUAGAUUCUGAUAAUAUUUAUGCGGUUAUAGAUGAAAUACCGCCGGCGGCACAAACACUUAAGCGUAGCGAUUUGAUCGGUGGCAGUGUAUGCAGCAGUAUAACCAGCAGCAGUGAUUUGGGUUUGUUAAGUGAAAUAGUCAAUGAGAUUGAGAAACGUAACGGUGGUGAUUCCAUAUAUUCUGCCUCGACUCUUGUGAGCACUAAAAACUUAGACGAUGAAUUUGAAAACACCAAAGAAAAACAGCAGCAAAAGCAAGCCGCGAGCGUGAAUGUUAAUGCAGCACAGCCACCGGCCACAUCCUACUUAAGACCAACAGCAGUAAACGCUCCAAUAGCUCGAAUAGCUCCCACCAAAUCAGAUUUAUCCCCCUCUACUGCAUUUUCUAGUUUUAAACCGUCAUCGUCCAACACACUGGUAGCUCCACCAGGAAUACAUAACCAAAACAAUGUUAAAUCCAAUCAAUCUAAUCAAGAGCAACAGAAACGUAGUAGCAAUCGGACCGGCAGCUCAAAUCGUGUAAAAAACUUCAACAAACCAUAUAAUUUUACGCAAAAAGCGACACUGCCUGGCAGCCAAAAUGCCGCAGCAACGUCGACUACGAUAGGAAAAGGUUUGACAAGCAAACCAGCCGCAACGAUACAGAAACCAAAACCUCUGUCAGCUAAGCCCUCUUUUAAUAGUAAUAACAUCAAAAAACCCGCAGUGGCAUCUAUAGUAACAACAAAUUCAACAGUCGCUCGGCCUGUACAAAAACCUUCAACGGUAGCUGUAGCUACGCUUACCCAACAUUUUGAGAAGCCUACAAUAAAUAGCACAAAAGCAUCUACAAUAACUUCUUCAAAUAAUUCUCAACGCAAAUAGUAUUAAGUUGAAAAUUUUUCACUCUCCCUUACUAAAGAAAAAAACUUGAGGUGAAUACGUAUUUAAUAUUAAGAAAGUAGUUUCUUAUAAAAAAAAAGUGGUAUGUUCUAAGUUUUAGAUAUGAAUCAAACAUAUUUUUUAUAAUAAUAAACAAUUGUCCUUUUAAUUUUAAACAAAUUAAUUUAUUUAAUUUACGAAAAUC
This is a messenger RNA of Glossina fuscipes, 5975 nucleotides long. RefSeq names its product disintegrin and metalloproteinase domain-containing protein 12 (gene Meltrin). The record is from RefSeq and is a predicted model, not a curated record. Gene Ontology annotation, biological process: membrane protein ectodomain proteolysis. Lineage: Eukaryota; Metazoa; Arthropoda; Insecta; Diptera; Glossinidae. The coding region runs from base 1217 to 5773 and encodes 1518 amino acids. Gene Ontology annotation, molecular function: metalloendopeptidase activity. The transcript has 11 exons.